This is a messenger RNA of Phascolarctos cinereus (koala), 8579 nucleotides long. NCBI's taxonomy places the organism in Eukaryota, Metazoa, Chordata, Mammalia, Diprotodontia, Phascolarctidae. The record is from RefSeq and is a predicted model, not a curated record.
CCCCAAGCAGCAGUCCAAUGUACGUCAGCAGUAAUUGUAUGCCUUACACUGCUGUACAGUGAGGGAGAAUGUAAAAGACAUAUCAAAAAGAGGUAUCAAACUGAGACCUAGAUGUUCCUUUUCAAUGAUUGCUCAUUUCCAUGAGCCAUGCAUGGGAUAAAGGUUACAACUUACACAUUCUCACAUAUUUACUUUUGUUGUUUUCAUAUCCUUCCUAUCAACAGACACUGGAUUGGGGGUAUAGUUGUUAUGAAGACUCUUUAUUUCUUUUUCUUUUUUUCCUCUUCUUUAUUUUUUCACUGGAUUAUUUGCUAAUCAGACUUCAGUGCAGGCAAGAUAAAAGAGAGAAAAUCUGUUGCCUAAAUAGGAGGCUUUUAAUGAGGAUGUGAGCCCCUGGGAGCUGGAUUCUGAAGUAGAACGAUGCUGCCUGCUGUUCCUCUUGUCAUUUCUUCAGUUGCUUCUUUCCCCUUUUCCAAUGGGCCUAGUAAGCAGGAACUAUCCAAGGUACUAGGAUGCUGGAAGCUUUGCUUUUGAAUGCAGACGGUUUGCAGAAACAGAGAAGAAACAGAUUACUGCUUAUUUCAGAAGAAUCUAUUCAAAUGAGGCACCUAAGCAAACCCGGGUGAUUGCAUUUGGUAUUGUAAUCAUCUAUGUGGCAAAGUGGGUAAAAAUCAUCCAAUUUCUUCUCUGCUGGACCUCAAAUCAGAGGGUUGUGUGGGUGUACCCAUCCAUUAGCUAUGCCCUCUUUUCUCUGAGUGUUGAUUUAAAGAAGCAAGUACCUGUCUUCUUCUGCCACGGCAUUUUACUGGGAAAACUUUAAAGGCUAUUCUAUCUGAUAGGAAGAAGAUCAAUAAGAUACUGAUCUCUAGUGAUGAAGAAUCUGAUAGUAUGGACACUUUUGCCAUCCAGAUAUAAUGCACUUUAACUGAAGAAAAAAACUGAGCUGAACUACAAGUCUGUUUCUUAUGGUGCUGGAAUACUCCUGCAGACUGCACUGAGAUAAAGCACGGGAAAGGGCUUUGACAGACACAAGUCACCUUUUGAUUAUUGCACUUAGCUGUCCCUGGGGACUUAAAUUUUGGAAAGUGUUUCUUCCUUUUUAACAUGAUCUCCUGCAAGAUGAUGAGUUCUAAUUCAGAGGAGGACACUUUGGAUGCUUUUCUCCAGUAUAUAGAGGAUAUGGGAAUGAAGGCCUAUGAUGGCUUGGUUAUUCAGAAUGCAUCAGACAUUGCUCGAGAGAAUGAUCGCUUACGGAAUGAAACAAACCUGGCUUACUUGAAAGAAAAGAAUGAAAAACGCCGCAAACAAGAAGAAGCAAUAAAACGCAUAGGUGGAGAAGUUGGGCGAGGACACGAAGGAAGUUAUGUGGGCAAACAUUUCCGAAUGGGAUUUAUGACCAUGCCUGCUCCUCAGGACAGACUUCCUCAUCCUUGCUCGAGUGGCUUUUCCGUGAGGUCCCAGUCCCUUCACUCAUUGGGGGGUACGGAUGAUGACAGUAGCUGUAGCUCUCGGAGACAGCCUCCCCCAAAGCCAAAGCGGGACCCUAGUACAAAACUGAGCACUUCAUCAGAGACCGUCAACGCCACAGCAACGGGUAAAAGCGUGAGACUCCCCGAGAGGACAGAAGGACCAGCCAAACCUAGACCCCACAGUGAUGAAUAUUCCAAGAAGAUUCCUCCUCCUAAGCCUAAGCGAAAUCCAAACACCCAGUUAAGCACAUCUUUUGAUGAAACCUAUAUUAAAAAGCAUGGGCCUACGAAGACUUCGCUGACGCGGGACACCUCCUUAUCACAGGUGAGCAGUCCUGCUCUAGACGCUGAGGAAGAGGAGCCUGUGUACAUUGAAAUGGUGGGGAAUAUUUUAAGAGACUUCAAAAAAGAGGAAGAUGACCAAAGUGAGGCAGUUUAUGAGGAAAUGAAAUAUCCUAUUUUUGAUGAUGUUGGCCAAGAGUCAAAAUGUGAAUUGGACCAUCACAGCUGCUCUUCUCAGUGUGCUACGCCCACAGUGCCUGACUUGGACUUCGCCAAGUCCUCAGUGCCAUGUACUCCAAAGGGUUUGCUUUGUGAUAUCCCCCCUCCCUUUCCAAACUUACUGUCUCAUAGACCCCCACUGCUGGUGUUCCCUCCAGCACCUGUCCAGUGUUCCCCCAAUUCUGAUGAGUCACCUCUAACUCCACUUGAGGUCACAAAGCUUCCUGUGUUGGAAAAUGUGUCUUACAUCAAGCAGCAGGCUGGGGCUUCUCCAUCAUCACUGCCAUCUCAUAGCUCUGGUCAUCCCAAACCAGAGAAAGACCAGACAAUAGCUCAUGGACCCUCUUCUUCUUCCUCUUCUGUUCAUUCUUCGUCACCUCCUCAUCCUUCCACUUUAUAUAGAACACCAUCUCCACAUGGAUACCCUAAAAGUCAUUCUGCUUCACCUUCUCCUGUUAGUAUGGGGAGGUCACUUACCCCCUUAAGCCUCAAAAGACCACCACCCUAUGAAUCUUUACAUUCAGGAAGCAUCUCAAUAAGCUCUCCAUCAGUGCCUCAUGCCACAGCCAGAAACACAUUACAGGAAGGAGGGAAGAUGGUAAAUGCCUCUGUCAGUACCUAUGGGUCAUCUCAGAGUGGCUCCCGCUCCAGAACACCCACAAGUCCUUUAGAAGAGCUUACCAGCCUCUUUACCUCAGGACGAAGCUUGCUGAGGAAGUCCUCCAGUGGAAGAAGGUCAAAAGAACCUGCAGAGAAACCAACAGAUGAGUUGAAGAUAAGAAGCCACAGUACAGAACCACUACCAAAGCUGGAAAACAAAGAGAGAGGCCAUCACAGAGCAUCUUCCUCUAGAGAGCCAAUAAAAGCUCAGGAAUGGGAUGGAACACCAGGACCACCAGUAACAUCCAGUAGACUGGGAAGAUCCUCUGUUAGUCCAACCUUGUUAGCAGGAAACAGCAGCUCAGAGCCUAAAGUAAGCUGCAGAUUAGGUCGGUCUGCAUCCACAUCAGGUGUGCCUCCUCCAUCAGUUACUCCUCUCAGGCAAGCCAGCGAUCUGCAACAGAGCCAGGUGGCAUGCAUGCAGUGGUUGCAUGGAGACCAUACAAUGAUGGAGAUGAUUGAGAAAAAACGCUGUUUGUGCAAAGAGAUCAAGGCAAGACAAAAAACAGAAAAGGGACUUUGCAAACAAGACAGCAUGCCAAUUCUACCAAGCUGGAAGAAGAAUACAGGGACAAAGAAGUACAGUCCUCCACCAUAUUCUAAACAACAAACAGUAUUUUGGGAUACUGCAAUAUGACAAAGUAUGAGAGGCUGCAAGCUCCACAAGACUAUUAUUUCACUUGUAUGGGGAGGGGGAUGUUCACCAAACCUGUUUAAGAGGGUGUUGGUUGACAUACAUCUUCUUUACUUGUGAUAAAAUGGCAACAUUGCCCUUGGAAAUCCAUGUUAAGUUGUGCUUACUUAAAAUAAGUCCAAGGCAAAUUAACUUUACCAACAAUUAAAAUAUGUGUGUUUAUUAAGGAUUUUUUUUAAUCCAAAAAAAUUAAAAUGUAAAUAUUUUGCUAGUCUAUUGAAAGAAAACACCUGAAAUAGUACACAUAUAUACAUAUAUAAUUUACAGAGGUAUCAAGAGUUUUACUAGAUAAUGUAUUAAACAAUUUAUUUUCCAUUAUCUAUGUAAUCCCCAAUUUGUUUUCUUUUCCUUACCCACCUAAAUUUGUCUUCUGUACAAAAGCAUGUGAGUAUAAAUCAUUGUUCAGCAGUAUAAUAUAUGAAUAAAUCUGGUGCUGGGAUGGUAGAAGUUGAAUAUCACCAUAUUCAUUAGGCACAUCUGUUACUUUUAAUUUUUAUUAAAACUUGACAGGAAAUUAAUGCAAAUGUAGCACCUAAUUUGGAUGUCCACAUCACAUUAAAACCAAUCUCUUUUGCUACAUUAGUUUUUAAGGAGCUUAUCUUAUAUAUCCUCUUGUUUAUAUUAAAUAAUGGUUAGUCAACUCUCCAGAGAUAGUUAUUCAGAUAUACUUGGCUAACCUAGUAGAAUAACUUGACUUUAGAAAUGUCUGUAGGGAUACACUUCCUUGCAUUGUUGAUUUUAUUAGUGGAGACCAGGGUUCACUGUGACUAUGAAAAGGGAUAUCAGAAUCUGAAGAAUAAUACUGUUUUCUAGAAGUUUUUUUUAAAACCAUGGCAGUGUAGCCACAAUUCCUGACAAAUAGAAGAAUGAAGGGUAGGAGGAUUUGUAUUUUUAUUUUAUUUUUGGCUGAUGGAAAAAAAUGAAAUUAUGAAAGUCAUUCAAGAUUUGUUUACAUUACUUUUUUUGUGUAUGUGUAUGUGUGCGUAUAUACUCAACUGUUUCUCAGAUUAGGUACAGUUAAGAUAAAAAUCACAUUUCUCCAGAAUCAUCAAUAAUUUUAAGAUGUUUAGGUCAAAGUUGUCCAUGCAGAAUUUCCCUUUGUAACAAAUUAUGAUACCAUGACCACAACCAAAGAAUUGUGACUUUUAUUUUAUUGUUUCUAUUUGUUUAAAAAAAAUGGGAUGGGGAUAGGGAUGGGUCCAAUUGUAUAUGACAGUGAGAUUUGUGUUAAGAGCUAUAUAUCUUCCAAAAACAAAUUAGCAAAAAUAUGAAUAUUGCCACGGAUAAAUGAAAAGUAAAUAAUCACAUAUAUUUUGUAUAUUUAAAUGACUAUGCUUCUUAAAUUUGACAGCAUGAACAUUCUACUUUAACAAUCACUUUAGUAUUCUUUGAAAAAAAGCAUUUUAUGACAUCAUUGUCAUAUUGGCUUUCCUUUCUAAAGAUAUUGACAGCAAUGCUACAGUGCUUGUCAAUAAAACCAAAUAUAACAGAAUUUCAUAGUUUUUUGUAAUCUAUAUUGCUAAACUUUAAUUAAUGCUUUAUCAGUGUAGUUCCUUUCAAGCCUUUGAGAUAUUUUAAAGAUAAUUUUAAUAAUUUAUAGAUAAUGUAUAUUUUGAUGUCCAAACUCAGAAUUCUGUAGAAGAUAAGGAAAAAGGUAAGUGUUUGUAUAUACAUGUGUGAGUGAAUAUGCAGGAAAUAUUUGCAAAGCAAAUUAAGAGUAAGAGGAUUUUCAAUAAUGGGGGUGGGAGAAUAAAAUAGAACCAAAAUUAUAGGAAGUUAUGAAAAGGUCUUUAUCACUUCAAAAUAAUUCCUGUCCCUAAAAUUCACCAGCUGUAUGUUGUUUCAAAUCCAACCACUACUGGCUUAUAAAAAUGAAAACUUGUAUUUGAUUUAAAGAAAAUGUUUAUAAUCUUAGUUAUUUUCUGUUUAUUUAAGUAAAUCUUUGCUAUCUAUUUAAUUAAAUCUACCAGAGAGAUUCAACCAAGUCAAGCUCAAGAGAUGUAGUUCUCCUUUAAGGGUAUAUUUAGGGCCAAUGUAGUAACCUUGCCAUAACCUUGAAAUUUACAUUGAGGAAAUGGCUUUUAAAGAGGAUAUUAAUGUGCUUGUCACUUCUUGUCUAACCUCUUUUAACUAAGAAGGAGACCUGAUAUUAAAUAUACAACUUAACAGAUGGGUAACUCAAUUUGAUGGAUAUAGUGUUGUAUCCACCAACAUCUGAUUAUCCUGCAUAACUUUUCCAGUUUCUUAGGUUAGGACACAUAUUUCCAUGUAAUUUCUCCCAAGCCCAAUCCAAAUAUGAUACAAUUGGGCAGUAUAGAAAAGUGACAUCACUGUGAUUUAAAUCCUGAUGAUACUUUCAGUAUAUGUCUAUGAAAUUGUUGAUUGCAUAUAUCUAAUCAAAUCCAAUGAACAUUUAUUAAGCAAUCAAUAUAUGCAAUAUGCAAAGCACUGUGGUGGGUGCCAAAGUAAAAAAAAAAGAACCCUACCCUCAUUAAUCUUACUUUGGAAUAGGAAUGAAUUUGCAUAAGAAAAGCCUUCAUUAACUGGUUUGCUUACUACAAAAAAAUAUUUCCCUCUUCUCUCAUUAUUUCUUUACCUGGACAAGUUAAAUUGGGAAGACAACCUCUUGAGAACCAGAAAGAAGACAAGUUGUGGAUCUGAUUGGAUUAUCUGAUUAGUAAAACACCAACAUUUCCAAACAGUUGGAUUGAUUAGUUAUUAGCUAUUGGUUAUCUUCCUGGCCAAAUCAGGCAUGACAUGGUCAUCAGGUUGCUUUGCUAUGGUUGACUGGUUCAGCUCCAAGGUCAAGAAAUGACCUCAGUGGUAGUCAGAGAGAUGGAUUUUCUGCAUACAGAUUGCCUCAAUAGAAAUAAAAUAAAGUUUCUGAAGGGAAAAUGAGAAAAUGGAAAAAAAAGGAACCCAGAUUCAACAUGAGAAUCUUAUCAACUUUACGUAAAACAAAACAAAAGAAAACAAAAUAUAUCAGUGUAUUUCCUGGCAUAGAGUUUCUUUGUUGUCAUAUAACUGUAGGCCUCCAUCUAUUCCCAUGUAGAUAUAACUGAAACAAGUAUGAAAUAAUCAGUGAUCUCUGGCACUAGUUAAGAUCUGCAUUUGCAAAACUGACAUAUAACCCACCACUAAAAUUUUUAAGUGGAUAACAAUAGAUAUCAUUGUGCUCAGUCAAAUAACUAUUUUACUUAGGAGAUGAACUUAAUCAAACAGGGUCCUGUGCAUCCUAAGCAUCCCAGAAAUCUUUCUGGACUUAAUAAAUGGUGACAUGGCUAAAUUAUACCUUUUUAAAAUCAGUUCUCUGUCUAGACUCAGCUAUACUCAGGUAGUAAGUGGAAGAUUCCUUCAAGGAUCCCAUAUUGUUCAGUAGCAUGCUAUUAAUGUUUAGCUUAGGCUGUGUCUAUAUGCCUAAAUUAGAUGGAGAGUUUUAAUUUACUUCAAUAAUCUUGAGUGAAAAUAGUUGAAGCAGUUGUCUGGCAAGUGUGUCUAGUUGAGUCAGAAGUCAAUAUGUGUAUACAGAUAAGCUUAGCAUCAUCCAUAUGCUAAUAAGAGGAAGGGGGAGGUAUUCAGUGGCCUCAGAUAGAAUGCCAUCAGUGCAUGCCAUCAGAGUGCUUAAUUCAUGUCCUUCUUUAUAUAUUUGCAUAUGAAAUGCAGAAAAUGCCAAUAGCUUAUAAUACAAAGACCAAUUCAUUCUUACAAAUACAUAUUUAAGCUAGUCAGGCAACAGAAUGCUUUGACCAACUCAUCCUGUCUACUUACAGUCAAUGGAAAUACAUUCAACCAAUGACAUAGUCAUUUUUGACCUGUCCAUUCUAAGUGGAAGACUGUCUUCCCCAUCUUCAUAUGCCCUAUCAUGCCCAGUACAAUGCCUUGCACAAAGGAUGCACUGGAUAAUUAUUUGCUGCAUCAGAUUUAAUUGAAUUGCAUUGGAUGAGAGGGCAAGUUGGUAUUUGCAGAACUGGGGCAAUUAAUGAGAUAAUCGCUAACAUUCCCAAGUUGAAAUUGUGAUAUUACAAACAAAAGAGGAUUGUUUAAACAAAUGAUGUUUGAUAUUUGUAUAUAUAUACCUUCUAUUUAAUGCUUUCCAGAUCAAGUAGAUAAUCAAAACAAAUGACUGGAAUGCAUUAAAGUUCAUUUACAAACACACAAUGUCUGUUUAUAUGUAAGCAUCUUCAGGCACACAUACAGUAUGCCAAUGGAAUUAUGUAAAUCAAUAAUGGGCUGACAGGUUUUGCAAUGUGAGGAACUGCUCUUGAACUCAGUGACUUGAGGAUUGGACUGAAUUGAAAACAGUUUGGUGUUUGGAUCAACGUCUUCUUGGCAAAUAGGUAUAUUGAAGGGAUAAAGAAACAACUGAUAGAAUUUCCCUUUAAACUUCAAAUUUAGGAAUGAACAUGCUUAGAGGAAUAUAGUUGGGGUUGGCUCCAACAAAAAGAUAUUUGAACAGUCUUUUGAGGUGUUUGAUGACCUCCCUAUUGAAUUGGGUUUCCUCAUCCCUAAUGUAUCUGCAUUGACACAUGUAUGCACCCACAUACAGUAUAUAUACUGUAUAUAUUUAUAAAAUGUUUAGUAUGCACUUCUUUUGUUUGGAACUCUUGGAGUUAACCUUUCUAGUGUAGCAAUUUGUGUAAAGUGCACUGUGAUGACAAGAAAGCACAGUCAAAUCACAGGUCUUGUUAUUCUUGCACUAAAAAAAUGUGUUUACGUAUUUAGCCACUGUAUGUUUACUUUAUCACUCUUUUUGAAAAAUUUAAAAGAAUAGCUACUAAGCAAAUGAUAUAAGAUAGUAUGUUUUUUAGUGGAUAAUGGCACUACAUUUUUAAAAGACAGGGUUUUUAAAAGAGAAGAAACCAUUUUAAUUCCAUUUCGUUCUAAUGUAACAUGUUUACGAAUAUCUUAAUAACUGAAUGUUCUAUUGCUUUCUUCAUGAGUCAUUAGAAGUGUCAGGUCUGUGCCUGAAAAUAUGUGCAAAGGAAGAGUAGGUAGCAGAUUUCUGUACUCAUGUAUUUCUUAACUAUUUCUACAUACACAGUCUACACACAGAUAUCAUUUCUUUUCAUUUUUGUACUUGAUUUUUUAAGUGAUAUGUAACUAUAAAUGUACUUUGAUACUUCUGAAGUAACAAUAUGUUGUUUGGGGGAAAAAUGUUUUGAUUUCCUUAGUGCAUUGAAAAUAUUUUGCAAUCCUUUUGUGCUUACUGAUUUGUGAUCCUGUGUAAUUAUAAUAAAAGCAAUAGUUUAAAAUAA